Ziziphus jujuba (common jujube) is the source of this 657-nucleotide messenger RNA. RefSeq names its product phytosulfokines. Lineage: Eukaryota; Viridiplantae; Streptophyta; Magnoliopsida; Rosales; Rhamnaceae. Gene Ontology annotation, molecular function: growth factor activity. Gene Ontology annotation, biological process: cell population proliferation. The transcript is spliced from 2 exons. Gene Ontology annotation, cellular component: extracellular region. The record is from RefSeq and is a predicted model, not a curated record. Bases 77 to 331 code for a protein of 84 amino acids.
CGCAGACGGUCCCUCGAUUUGUGUGUCUCAUAUUCUCUUGCCGAUUCUAGAAACUCUAAAAGCAAGCUCGUCAACCAUGUCGUACAAGGUGACCUCCACCCUUUGCAUGGUCUUCCUCCUUCUCUUCUUCUUCUCUCUGACUAGCCACGCUCGGCCGGAACCAGCUUUUUCCGAUGUCAAUACUUCAGCGAAAAUUCAACACCUGGACGAUGAGGCGGAGAAAGUGAUGGUUGAAGAAAGUUGUGAAGGAAUUGGAGAAGAAGAGUGCUUGAUGAGGAGAACACUGGUUGCUCACAUUGAUUAUAUCUAUACACAGAAGAAUAAACCAUAGAAUAUCUUAUAUAUUUUUGUAAUAUGUAAUAUAUAUAUAUAUAUAUAUAUAUUCCUAAUAUUUGUUCCUCUCAGUUCAAUACCCUCUUUUUCUUGGCUAUUUUUUCUCCGAUUAUUUUCAUGUAUUAUAAAUUUAUAUAUUAUUGAUUUUCGGAGGUCGGGUUGUAAUAGUAAAUAAAUAGUGCCCCUCUUAAUUUUCUAUUUUUCGAGGGGGAAAGAUUUCUUGUGUGUUAUUUGAUAGUACUAGAUAUAUAUGUUCUGUUUUCUUACUUUUUAUUAACCAAUGUACCGUACAUAUAUAUAUGUAUAUAUAUCAAUAUCUGAGGA